CCCGCCCACGGAAACUUCAAUGCGGAAGUAUUGACGAGGCCACCUACGGCAAGUAGGACGUCACGAAAAAAAGUAUGUUUUUAAAUUAUUGUUAAUUAUCGUUCAUAAAUGUCUUUGGUAAUAUUUGUGACUGAACGGAAAUUUUUGUUACAAAAAACAGUUUUUAUAUUUUUUUACGCCAAACUCGUGCGGUUGUUACAUGGUAAUGCAUGCUAGCUAGUGGCUCUGCUGAUACUGUACCCUCUUUUACCAAGCAUUUGAAGAAAAACAACUCGGUCGUCUUCAUUUGGGGUUCCUGACAAAAUAUUUAUUUAAACUCGUCUUGAAUUCUGUAUUCAGUGAAGCUGGUGUCAUGCACAGUAUUUUCCGGUGUUUGAGAUGAUAAAAUCACUCCAAAAUUUGUAAAAUUGUUGAAAGGUCAUUUCAAAUCAUAACUACGACUGUUUCAAAUCUCAUGUACUAGGAAGUCAUUUUUAAAAAAAGUUGAUUGAGGACUCUUGAUGUGAGCCAACACAAAUCCCACAUUGUCCAUUUACGCAAUUCUUGAAUGUAUUUGUGUAUCUGGUGUCAUGUAUGACCUUUUGUAGAUCUCAUCCCGGUCUCCUUGGAGGUGCGCAGCCAUGAAACUAGGACUGCACUUUGUGGUGGACCCCAUGGGGUGGCUGUGUGUCAGCGCUGUGUUUGGGGUCUGGCUCUACAACUCUUUCUUCGUUCCCGAGCUGGUUCUGCUACCCCACUACAGAGAAGGCCACAUUCCCUGGGUUAUAGUCAUUUGUUAUUACGCCGCGUCAGCACUCUGCUUCGCGGCCCUGUUCAGGGCAUCCACUGCAGACCCUGGUCAUCUUCCUACGAACCCUCAUAUACCUCACUCUGAACGAGAGCACUGGGAAUUGUGCAACAAAUGCAACCUCAUGAGGCCCAAAAGGACCCAUCACUGCAGUCGUUGUGGUCACUGCGUGCGCAGGAUGGACCACCACUGUCCAUGGAUCAAUAACUGCGUGGGGGAAGACAACCACUGGCUCUUCCUACAGCUCUGCUUCUACACGCAAGUUCUUAGUGGCUUCACGCUGGUGCUGGACUUCUGCCAGUACUAUUACUUCCAGCCCCUCACGCACCUUGACCAGGAGAAGUUCACGACGCGGCACGAGCUGGCCUUGUUGCGGGCUUCGGCGCUCAUGGGCGUGGUGAUGUUCGGUGGCAUGUCGGCCUUGUUUCAUUCGCAGCUGGUCGGCAUCCUCUCGGAUACCACCACCAUCGAGAUGAUGACACCAUUCUCCAAUGAAAGUCAUGGCCCGAGGAGAUCGUGGCAGUGGGCCCUGGCCGAGGUGUGCGGCACCCACUGGAAGACGCUGUGGUUCGUGCCGUUCCGAAGCAGGCGGGGGCUCCGAGCCGGCGGCUCUUACGGAGACCACGUGUAGCCUUCACUCAACGCUUGGGAUCGCAGCUGUGCCUCCGUGACUGCCACCCGGCAACCGAAAAGCUGCUGCUAAAAGGAAAACCUCUCAGGUUGAUUCGAUUAUUUUGUGUCGAGAUACUGUACAUGCAUGCACGCGCGAUACGCGAUACACGAUACACGAUACACGCGUCUGUACUAAAUCAAUCAAUAUUUUUUUUUUCCCACAACAUCAUGCACUGGUCCUCGCUGGUACUCUUGAAGACACUUGAAGUUGUUGUUUUUCUUCCAUAUAUUUCUUCAGAGCCGCUAUUUUAUUUAAAAUGCUAUAUUUCAGGUGGAAGUGUUUACGCUACUGUUUAGUGGGUUGAAUGAAGUAUUUUAUGUUUUCAAGUGGGAGUUUUUUUUUUUUAAAAUUUCAUUAUCAUUAUUUGGGAGGGGGACAAGGGUGCUGUUUGACUGUUCGUGUUCGCAUAACACUGGAUGUACAUACUUAUGAUUUUCUAAAAUCACAUUUUUAAUAAUAGUUUUGCCUUUUUGUUUUGUUGUUUUUUUCUCCCUUUUUCUUUUUUAUUUGUAUCUAUUUCAGAUGUGGUUUUUAUAUUACAAGUUGCCUAUUUAUCUUAAACCACCGCGAUUAUCAUGAAGGAAAUUCUACGCCAAAGAACGCGACGAUGACAUGAUCGAGAUUGUAUGUACCGUUAAUUCAACAAUGCCUCUGCUUGCGUUUCACUGUGUUCCAAGUUGUUAGGCAAGUUUCCUUACCUGUCGAUGUGAUAAUAACAUUAUUUCACUGGAA
Messenger RNA from Hippocampus zosterae (dwarf seahorse), 2192 nucleotides. RefSeq names its product zinc finger DHHC-type palmitoyltransferase 21 (gene zdhhc21). Gene Ontology annotation, biological process: peptidyl-L-cysteine S-palmitoylation; protein targeting to membrane. NCBI's taxonomy places the organism in Eukaryota, Metazoa, Chordata, Actinopteri, Syngnathiformes, Syngnathidae. Gene Ontology annotation, molecular function: protein-cysteine S-palmitoyltransferase activity. The transcript is spliced from 7 exons. The record is from RefSeq and is a predicted model, not a curated record. Gene Ontology annotation, cellular component: endoplasmic reticulum; Golgi apparatus. The coding region runs from base 621 to 1418 and encodes 265 amino acids.